CUUACAGCCCACGGACUGGUAAUGGUAUUCUUUGCAGUUAUGCCAGCUAUGGGUGGAUUCGGUAACUACAUGGUUCCCGUAAUGAUUGGGGCUCCAGAUAUGGCCUUCCCUCGUCUAAACAACAUCUCAUUCUGGUUACUUAUCCCUUCAAUUACUCUACUACUAGCUAGCGCUUUCGUAGAACAAGGGGCAGGUACAGGAUGGACAGUUUACCCUCCUCUAUCAGGUGUACAAGCUCACUCAGGUGGAUCAGUUGACCUAGCUAUCUUUGCUCUUCACCUUUCAGGUAUUAGCUCAAUGCUGGGUUCAAUGAACAUCCUUACAACUAUCCUUAACAUGCGAGCUCCUGGAAUGACUCUACACAAAAUGCCACUAUUCGUAUGGGCUAUGCUAUUCCAAUCAGUUAUUAUUAUUCUAGCCGUUCCUGUACUAGCAGGUGGUCUAACAAUGCUACUAACUGACCGUAACUUCAACACAUCAUUCUUCGACGCAGCCGGAGGUGGUGACCCAGUGCUAUACCAACAUAUCUUCUGGUUCUUCGGACACCCUGAAGUAUACCUAAUGAUCAUUCCUGGUUUCGGUAUUAUUAACCAAGUUAUCCCAACAUUCGCAAGCAAACCUAUCUUCGGAUACCUAGGC
This is a messenger RNA of Filobasidium floriforme, 639 nucleotides long. Its product is annotated as cytochrome oxidase subunit I. The annotation marks the transcript as partial. Gene Ontology annotation, biological process: mitochondrial electron transport, cytochrome c to oxygen; electron transport coupled proton transport. The transcript has a single exon. Gene Ontology annotation, cellular component: membrane. Lineage: Eukaryota; Fungi; Basidiomycota; Tremellomycetes; Filobasidiales; Filobasidiaceae. Gene Ontology annotation, molecular function: heme binding; cytochrome-c oxidase activity. The record is from RefSeq and is a predicted model, not a curated record.